CAGGUGUCAGUGGGUUUUAGAGUCUCCGGCAGACCUCUGAGGACUGCACUGUUCUGAGAGGAAGAAGGCCUGUGCAUUUCACUUCCAAGCCUGAGACUGACUCCUGAAAAGAAGGUGUUUUUCCCCCUGUGGACUGGAUGUGCGAUGAAAGCAGCAUCAUUUUUCACUCCCCGACUGCAGGGUUGCAAGCAGCAACCGAAGGAACAUUGAAAUGUAUUUGUAGCGGUUCUUAGGCAUUUUUCCAGAGCUUAAACACAUUCAGUAGAGAUAAAGCUUCAAAUGCAGCCCUUUUUUGGAAUGGAUUUCUAGAGCCUGUUGCCACUCGUCAAAGAAGCACUCUUCUUUUUUGGAAGUGGAUAUUCAAUUCAACCCUGGCUGAAAAAGACUGAUGUAAAUUAGGGAAGACCCCUUGACUGGCACUAUGUAGAAGUUCAUAUGCAGAUUUCUUUUUUCUUUUUUUUUUUUUCUUGAGGAACUGCAUUGCCACAAAGACACUUGUUAUGGCUGCCCUGCUGAUUUGAAAAAGGAAAGGAAAAACCCAGGAAACUGGUAUUUUAUGUUCACCUGGGGGUUGGGGGAAUGUUCUUUUUUCUUCUAUUCAAAAAUUUCUGCUUCCUUCCAAAUAAGAAUUCACCAGGAUUCACUGAAGAUCUUAUUCUUAAAAGCCUUCGUCACAUUUUAACGCAUCACUGUUAGACACUUUCCCAGGCUCACAUAGAUGGGCUGGGCAGAGAAGAACAAACCUAACAUAGAAUAAUAGGUUUCAGAAAGUUCAUCUGACCAUUUGAAGGGACUGGAUUUACCUUUGGCACAAAUGCGGAGUGGAGGGCUGAUAGGGAGGUGAAAAACCCCAAAGGUUGGAAGGAAAUAUCAGGGAAGGUAGAAAAAGGAAAAUUGAGAAUUGAUUGGCUCUAGAGUGCUGUCAGCGGGUGGAUGUCGUUUUUUUUUCUUCUUUUUUUCCUUUUUUUUUUUUUGCUACAGGAAGUGAUUUGCAGUGCUCACCGAGCCUUUGUUGAGAAGGGUCUCCUCUCAGAGUGAGUCAUGCUUUCGCUGUGAGCAGCCCCAAGCAGCUGGGCGCGCUCCAUCAGAGGCAACUAUGACUUUUGCAAAGCAAACGUGCAACCCUAAGCAGCAGGCUCCGGGGCCAGGGCUGCGCGGCCGCUGCUGUGUUGGCUUUUAAUGGUGGGAGGGCACCGUCCUUUGGCUCUGCUCUCCCUCUCCAGAAGGCUGUCCCGGGGACCCCACUCUCCGUCCCGCUCCGGGGACCGUGGCUCGCCUGCUAUGCGCGGCAGCCCGCGCCGGGUCCGGCACCAGCAGCGCCCGGGCGGAUGCAGCGAGCCCACGGAGGGGCAUGCUUCCACGCACCAAGUACAACCGCUUCAGGAAUGACUCGGUGACAUCGGUCGAUGACCUUCUCCACAGCCUGUCGGUAAGCGGCGGCGGCGGUAAGGUUUCCGCGGCGCGGGAGACCCCGGCGGUGGCCCCCUACCUGGUGUCCGGCGAAGCGCUGCGCAAGGCGCCCGACGAUGGGCCCGGCAGCCUGGGCCACCUGCUCCACAAGGUGUCCCACCUGAAACUCUCCAGCUCCGGCCUCCGCGGCCUGUCGUCCGCCGCCCGAGAGCGGGCCGGCGUGCGGCUCUCGGGCAGCUGCAGUGCGCCCAGCCUGGCAGCCCCGGACGGCAGCGCGCCCCCGGCUCCCCGCGCCCCGGCCAUGAGCGCAGCCAGGAAGGGCCGGCCCGGCGACGAGCCGCUGCCCAGGCCCCCGCGGAGCGCGCCACACGCCAACGACCAGGUGCUGGGGCCCGGAGUCACCUACGUCGUCAAGUACUUGGGGUGUAUUGAAGUUCUGCGCUCCAUGCGGUCUCUUGAUUUCAGUACAAGAACACAAAUCACCAGGGAAGCCAUCAGCCGAGUCUGCGAAGCUGUGCCCAGUGCCAAAGGAGCCUUCAAGAAGAGAAAGCCUCCAAGCAAAAUGCUGUCCAGCAUCUUGGGAAAGAGCAACCUCCAGUUCGCAGGGAUGAGCAUCUCCUUGACCAUCUCCACCGCCAGUCUGAACCUGCGGACGCCUGACUCCAAACAGAUCAUAGCGAAUCAUCACAUGAGGUCCAUCUCCUUCGCCUCUGGGGGAGACCCGGACACAACAGACUAUGUUGCAUAUGUAGCUAAGGACCCUGUUAAUCGCAGAGCUUGCCACAUUCUGGAAUGCUGCGAUGGGCUGGCCCAAGAUGUCAUUGGCUCCAUUGGACAAGCCUUUGAGCUCCGGUUUAAGCAGUAUUUGCAGUGUCCUACCAAAAUCCCCGCGCUCCAUGAUCGAAUGCAGAGUCUGGAUGAACCAUGGACGGAAGAGGAGGGGGAUGGCUCAGACCAUCCCUACUACAACAGCAUUCCCAGCAAGAUGCCUCCUCCAGGGGGGUUUCUUGAUGCUCGACUAAAAACCAGACCUCAUGCCCCUGACACAGCCCAGUUUGCAGGAAAAGAGCAAACUUAUUACCAGGGAAGACACUUGGGAGACACAUUUGGCGAAGACUGGCACCAAACACCUGUCAGGCAAGGUGAGAAGCAAGAGUCCUUAGACACCUACAGCACGCCGGAAGGGAACCUGCACAUGGCCCCCCUGGGAGAAGCACCCACUUAUGUCAACACCCAGCAGAUCCCUUCGCAGGCCUGGCCAGCUGUGGCCAGUAGCACUGAGAGCAGCCCGCGGAAAGACCUCUUUGACAUGAAACCCUUUGAAGAUGCUCUCAAGAACCAGUCCCUGGGGCCCAUGUUGAGCAAGGCAGCAUCAGUGGAGUGCAUCAGCCCGGUGUCACCCAGAGCACCAGAUGCCAAGAUGCUGGAGGAACUGAAAGCCGAGCCUUGGUACCAAGGAGAGAUGAGCAGAAAGGAGGCAGAGGGGCUGCUGGAGAAAGACGGAGACUUCCUGGUCAGGAAGAGCACCACCAACCCGGGCUCCUUUGUCCUCACAGGCAUGCACAAUGGCCAGGCCAAGCACCUGCUGCUUGUGGACCCUGAAGGCACGAUCCGGACAAAGGACAGGGUCUUUGACAGCAUCAGCCACCUCAUCAACCACCACCUGGAUGGCAAACUACCCAUCGUGUCUGCUGGGAGUGAGCUGUGCCUCCAGCAGCCUGUGGAGAGGCGACAGUGACCGGCUGGUGCCUCUCCUGACACUGUGAACCAGGUCAAAAGUACCUGGGGAGAUUGGUGUCAGGGAUACAGGAACUGGGGCGGCCCUAAACAGAAGGCUUCCUUCAAGGUCAAGUUUCAUAAACUUACUCCAGAUUUCUCAUCUGCAUAUUAAAAGUGUACAUACCUAUACAUCCUGUACAAAUUAUCCCUCUAUAUUUAUAUUUUUUAAGACUAAGAAAGAUGUAAGACUAACAUUCUGUGCUGUAUGUUUUUAAUGAAAAAAAAAAAGUUUGAUUGUAGUUGUCUAAGCAAAAAUUUAAUUCAAUUGACCCUUUCCACCAGGAAAUUCCACUAGGAAGGUGUAACCUGCAGUUUUACCUAAUAAGCACAACUCAUGGGAAAUAGAGACAUGCGGGGGGAAUAAACUUGGAACUGUAAUAGAACAAGGCAGCGUGCUGCCCAAGCAUGUUUAACCCUGCAUGUCAAACACUAGAAAUGUGGCCCUGUGCUUACUGGUGAAGAAUAAGAGCCCCCUUUAGAUCCUGGCAGUGCCUGCUGUGCUCCCUGCAAUGCAUACCACAUGCUUGGGGUUUCUGGCAGCAGACAGCUCACUGUGGCUUCACUGCAGAGCAGGUGGCAUGCCCACUUCCCUGGGUCAUGCUGGGCACAGGAACGUGCCACCUUCCAUCCUCACUGAGCAGGGGCACUUAGGGAUUUGUUUUAUGCCAAAUAGGGCACAUGAUGAGCCUUGCCAACCAAGAUCUUCAUUGGCAAAUUCUUCCCUUGCUGUCAUCCGUACAAUGAGAAGAUGAGCACCUGUGGAAGUGUAGUCAAGGCAAAUUCUUGGUUUAUAGAUCCAUCUGGCCAUCAGGUUGACUACAGGCUGCUUGUGGCCCCUGCUGGUAAAAUCUACUCCCUCCUCAUAUUCAGCAGGGGAAAAGCCCCGCUGAGGGCAGGUGCAACACUGUCCUCAGAGUCCAGUCCUGGUGAGCUUCCACGUGUGCUGGAAGCUCAGUCUGGGGCUCAGGAGUCACCGGACUCAAUGUGCAGUUCCGAGUAUGGAGUGACAGGGAGAAAAACACCUGCUGUCCCCCCGCAGGGGGUCCAGUUGCUCCACAGGGAGGGCCUGAGCCCCAUGCCACUGUCUUCACUCCUUUCCUUCCAGAUGAAACACUGUCAUGUCCUGAUGGGUCAUUCUGUGUUAGAAGGUUGACAAUGUUUAUUAACUUUUAAAAAAUACCUGGGUGGAAAUUGCCCCUAGCUUUGACAGAUGUAGUUUAAAGGAUAGGUGGAUCCAUCCCUUUGUCGGCACCUCCUCCUGGGGCUGUGACCUUGGUUUUUCUCUGCAUGAGGCCCGGAAGGAUACGUGCUCUGAGUCAGCUGAACUUAAAGAUGCUCCACACGCAAUCAGUGGUAGAUAGUGAGAAAUGUGAUUCUUUAGGAGGAAUUAAAGGAAGACUUCAGAAACUCCAGUGAUUAAUCACCUUAAUGCUAAGGGUCGAAUGCCAUCUCUGCUUGGGGGUGUGUGUGGAUAGAUAGGAGGACAGGGGAGGACUAACAGGUGAGGAUGGAUCGAAAUAGAUCCCAGCCUUCAUAUGUGGUUUUCUUUGGAAUUUUCACCCUUUGUGGGUCCCUUGAAAUCCGAGUCUGUUUUCUUGGAUGUUCUGCAGUGGAAUGGAACUCUGGAGAGCUUGGCACUAACGUAGACCACCCUGCCACUUCCCGAACCAGUUUUGGUUUCAGUCAUAGCCUGUCUAUGGCUCUGAGUUACUAGAAAUGGCGAUGCUGAGCAGCUGGGUUGGGCUCCUGCCUGGCACCAGUAUAGACUUGGGGUGGCUCUGAGGGCUGCCCAUGCUCCUGGGCCCCGGGAGGCCCACAGCCCUGCAGACAACGUGCAGUCUGCCCUUCCUGUGUGAGAGCGUGCUGUGUAGGAAGAUGUGGAGGACCAUCUGCUUUCGCCUUUCACACAUCCUCUAUGCGCGCUGGGCCAAAAUGUUAACAUUAAGGACCACAAGCAAAAUAAAAUAGGGUAGGAGCCACAGGCACCGUCAUGGCUGAUCUAUUUUGUCUUUCCUCCUGGGGGCUUAAGAAAUGGUAAUCUGCAAUUUUAGUAGCUCUCUGCUGUGAAAUGUUUAUUCGAUGGUGAUAGGCAAUAUACAUAUCAAAUAUUUCUUGCAUGAGAAUCAAUUUAGAAAACUGAAAGUAUUGGGGUCAAAUUUUUCUUUUCCAUAUUAAUUCAAAAUUAAUAUUUGUAAGCUUAUAUUAUAAGAUUGCUUAUGCUGGAACAGUGCCAGUGGGAAAAUGGCGCUCCUUUUUAGCCAUCAGACCAGAUUUCAGACGUGGUGGAUGACAGUGAUUUUCUAAUUCCUUUCCAAUUUUUGAAGUGUGUUUAAAUGCACGUGGAUUUAUAUCAAUUCUUCCUUCAAGCACUGUGUGAUGGGCCAUUCCUCUGAGCCUCACUUCACACAUAGGGAAACUGAGGCUGAGUGGAUGCCGCACUUUGCUUAGGGCCAGGCAGUCGCCUGGCUGCAGAGCUAGUCGACUCACUCUGUGUUUCCUGAGCUCUGCUGUGCACCAGCUAUUGCUUGGAGCUCAAGAUUCUGAGGCAUAUACAACGGGGCCUCCUUCCUGUCCAUUCAGGGCCCUGUUCCGCAUGGUUUCUCAGGCCGUGUCUCUGCCUGAGUAGGACAGGGCUGCUGAACAACAAAGGCAGGUGGAAUAACGCUGAGCAUUCCAGGGCUCUGAAUUCCCAGCACGGUUGCUACACACUGUGCCAGGUCACCCAGGCCCUGCUGUCCCUCCCAUGGACACCCCAUAUCCAACCCAGAACUUCCUGUCUGCUGAGAGUGAUGGUGAGGCUGUCAAUCCUAACACGGAUUGUCCCCUCUUCUCUUGUGGGACAGCUCUGAAGGGAGCUGUCCCACAAAGACACCUGCCCACCUCCAAGGGAGCGCUCACUAUGGUUUAAGUCAGCUUUGACUACCAAGCCUCCUCCACCCAGGGACCCAGUCAGGUGGGCAGUCUGGUCAGUACUAGUCAAGUGACUCAACCUUCAGUCCCAUCCUUCAGCUAACCACUGCUGGGCUUUUAAUAUGUAAGGGGCCCAAACUGGGUGGCUGCCCAGCCUUGUUGAGCAACUCUUCUGUUUAAGUCCAUCUUGGAUGUUGGGGCAGAUAGACAGAGGCCUGGUUAGGUCAAUUAUGGUGCCACUGGGGAUGUCCUGGUAAGGGUGGAAGGGGCUGUGGAUAAUUCCAGCGAAGACAGGAAGUGAUCAGGUGUGUGGGGAAGUGGCAUAGAGGGAGGGACAGGCCCAAAGUGCCCACCUGCCAAGGGGCACAGUCAACACAUGUUUAGAGCCUCUGUGCCCUGCCGUGAGGCUCAGAAGGUGGCCCCCAAUGCCAGAAAUGAUGCUUUCCUUUUUGGUAGCAUCAGGUGCUUGGUGGUUCCUUUAUAUAAGCAAUGCUUUAAGACACAUGCAUUGAUUGCCACAUGAAAGUGAUCACCUGUUUUCUUCUUUUUGGGCUGAGCUGGACAGAAGCCUCAGACCACAGGCUUCCCUGCGGCAGUGCCAGCAUCAGGUGCAAGCUCCAUCCAGCCUCAACUCUGGAGCACCCAGAACAAGGUGGCCUGGGGCCAGCUGCUCCACCCCAUGGGGCUGCACACACCUCCCACUGUAAGAGAGUGCUAGGGGCCUGGGAUUCUUCAUUCCUAGAGCAUCUCUUGCCUCUUUCUUGCUGGCCCAAGUGUGUGCACCAUUGAUAAAUUCCUUUCUGUGGAUGGUGGCAGCAGGAUUGGCAGUGGGUGAGAGGGUUGUGGAAAGGUUGCAAAAAGAUCACUGCAGACUCAGACAGAUCAUUGUAGCAAGUUUCAGAAUAAUACUCUGGUUCUCCAGUGGAACUUUUAAAGAUAGUCCUUUAAAAGAUGAAGUGGAUAAACACAGUUCUUGGAACAUAUAGUCAACCAAGAAGUGCCAGCUGCAUUCAGGAUAACAAGGAAGGGAGCUUUAUAAGACAGUCCAGCUGGAGGGGCCCCUGUUCUCCAGAUGAGGAAACUGGAGCCAUGUGACAUGGUGAGGAUGAAUCUCAGAAAUAGCACAGGAUUUACUAAGGUCCUUCACCCCCAGAGAAAAUGGAGCAGUGCUUCUCCCCUGGGAUUUUACAUUUGUGCUCCAUCCCCAAAAUGCAUGAAGGCUGAUUCCCUCUGAUGGAAGAGGCAGUAUUUCUGUGUCUUCUGUCUUAGUUAAGGUUCCUCCAGGAGACCCUGAGAGAGGCUUUUUUCUGUGUGUGUUUUAUUUGGGGGAUGGUCCUUGGAAAAGGGAGGGGAAACAGCUGAAGGGGACAGAGAGUAUGACAAGCAAGUUACCAUGAUGUGGACUAGUGAGAUGGGGUUGAACACACCUUAGAGUUAAUUCAGCAGCAAGUACUGAGCUGGGGUCCUUAUUCCUUGAGUCAUUGGUGGAAGGCUGCAAAGCUGCUUCUGGGAAUAGUUUUUGACUGGUCCUGUGCACACCUGAGCACACUUCCCAAGCAAGGAGAAUCCUCCAGCAGAGAGGAUGGUAUUGGUGAUGAACAGAUUUGGAGUGGAAGGCAGGCAUCAGGCUGGCUCAGACAGAUUGCAGCCCUUACCCACCCCUUCCUGACUCCUUGGGUCUGGAGUGGGGCCUGAGAAUUUGCAUUCCAAAUAAAUCCAGAGGUGAUGCUGGUGCAGCUGGUCUAGAGUCUGGAUUUUGAGGACCACUGACUGGCAAGAUUUUCCAGGCCUCACCUGUCUCUCACUGAUGGCUUUCCUCCUCUAAUUAACAAUUAUGUUUCAUACUACUUCAUGUCAUAGAUCUCAGGGCCCAUGCUGUGAAUUUAAAAGUGGAGAAUUAAUAAGCAUUUAUAACUCCAUGCAACCGUUGCUGGCAGCUCAAAUGCCAUCUGCCAGCCACAAUUUACUUAUAAUGGGGUUUAUACAUAUUUAUAAGUUUGCAAGCAACAAAUGCACACUUUUAAAACUGGCACAUUUUAUAGCAGCCAGAAAAAUUGCAACUUUAUACCAGGACUUGUGAAUGUGAAUUGCAUAUGUAUAUACAUACAUGCAUACACUUACAUCGAUCCGGACUGAUCUGCAUUCCUCUCUGCGCACGCACACAAACUGGCUCUGUGCUGGACACCUUGGGUUCUUCCCUUGGCUUUGGCUUUGUAAUCAACCAGGAUAACUAGAACAUCAUACAAAUGUGAAGAGUUUAGGGAUUGGCAGGCCAUGGAACCUGCUAUAGAUGAAGGGCCUGGGUGCUGUGGGAUGUGGGGCUCCAGCCCAGAGGGAGCAGGAACACGAGGGCAGCGGGGUUUGGGCAAGUCUGCUGCAGGGAAUGACAGAGAAGCCAGUAGGGGAAGAUAAGAAAGAAGAGGGUGGAGGCAGGAUAAAGGUAAGAAGAAGGGAAAGGGAGAACAAAACAAGCAUAGACCGAUAUCCUUACUUACCCAGCAGUGCAUGGGGAAAGAAGAAGGGGAAGGCCUGGCGGGGAGGCUGUCCUUGCAAUGGUGUGGUUGGGGCUCAAGCGUUGUGUUUCCCUGGUUCAGCUGCAUACACUGAUGCAGCCUUCUGGCUUUUCUAACCAGCCUCAGUCUCGUUUCUGCAUUAGUUCACAGGUGGCAGGCCCUGUAUUAGGCUCAGGGGAUAGAGAAGGAAACAUGUGUGGCACAAGGUUUCUUCCUGAAUUUAUAAUCUAGUAGAAAAUACACACACAAGGAUGUUGGAGUGGGCAAGCCUUACGGUACUGAUGUGUCUAAGUUCCAUAAGAUCAGUGAGGGUGGAGCACCUCGGUCAGUCUGGGGAUGCUGAAGGCUCUGCAGAGUAGGAGUCAGAUGUGUAGUGUCAGAGAGGGUAGAGGAGAGUGGGGAUGGCCUGGGAUGGGGCAGGGGAGUUGCCAGUAUCAGCAGGGAUGCUGGGGGAGGGGGGGCGCCGAAGAUGCCUCAGCCUCCCUUCUUUCCUCUCCCCUGCUGGUGCAGAUGCCCUGAAUAAAUGAAUCUCUCAGGCCCCAAACACGCGAGCUCCUUCCUGGGGUUGGAAGAACCAUUCUCAUUGAAGAAAACACUGGAAAGAAAAUAUCUUACAGUUUAACUUUCUAUUAUGCUGUCUUACUUUGAAAUGCUGUAGGUAGAAAAAUACAUACAUGGAGGGUGAAUGCUCUAGUCAUGAGCUUUGGAGGUAACAAAUUCACACUCAUGUAGACAAUUUACUACAACCAAAGUUUCUAACCACCAAAAUCAAGUGACAAUUAACAAAGCAGAAAUUAAUGGAUAAGUCCAUCUUUGAACAUUGAGUUAUCUUCUUUUGUAACAGCUGUGUGUUAGUUGCUAGUGAAAUGUUCCCUGUUCAUUUGACUUUUGAAUAUAACUUGUUCCAGAAUAUUGUAAAAUUAAGUACAUGAAUGUUUCUUCAUAUUCAGAAUUAAACAUUUGGUGUUUGAAUCCCAGGAUUAGGAGACAACUCCAUGUAAAUUUAAUGUGUAAUAAUGAGAUAUUUAUUACUCUUUAAAAAACAUUUGGAUGAAAGUAUACAUAUUGAUAAAUGACUAUUAUUUGACAAUUCUGUUUUGUUUUCAUUAACUUUUGCGAAACUAAAAAAUGGCUGUAAUGUUCUGUGUCUUGACCUAUUACCAAUUCAUCACUUUCUACUUGGAUAUUGGAACCUAAUCGGCCUUUUGGACAUCCCUGAAGAGUGAAAAUACAAAACUCACAGCAAGUAUUCUGACCUUUGUUCUGUGAAAAAUGGUAAAAUCUAAGUCAUGUGGCCAAAAUUUUAGAGAAUUGACAAUACAACAGGUGAAGAGAAUUGGCUUAAAUUCCCUCUUCACCUUCAAUGAGUCUGUUGAGAUCCUUCACUCCUUCAGGAGAUGAUAUGGUUUCCAAUUAUAAGCCCUUUGCAAUACUGUCUGGUGUAUACUUGUGCUUCUGGGAUUGCCAAGUGGAGAUAUCACAUAGCAUACCCAAGUGUCAUCACUGUGAUCCAUGCGUGGAUGAUGACACGCCUAAUUUAGGUAAUGCUGCACUUCUCAUUAUAAUUGGUUAUUGGAAAACGUGCCUUUAUUAUCAGAAUAGUGGUGUGUGCAUUUCUGAUCAUGUAGCAAACCUUUUGGAUAUUCGACUUACAUAUUAAAAACAUUUGGGUGUUGAGGUUUUGCACCUGUAGAUAUAAUUUAAAAGCAUGGAAUUGAUCAUUCAAUUAGACAUUUUCUAUAAAAUGCACCUUGUUACAUUUCUGUGAAAGGCUCUUACCAAUGCGGACUAGCUGUGGCUCAAGGGUUGAGAGAAACAACCAUUUUCUAAAUAGUUAAUUGUUUAAAUGACUAUAAAUGUUAAGUCUGCUGGCAAUAAAGGCUGUUGUGAAAAGU
Molecule: messenger RNA, 10507 nt
Organism: Nycticebus coucang (slow loris)
Lineage: Eukaryota; Metazoa; Chordata; Mammalia; Primates; Lorisidae
Gene: SHC3
Product: SHC adaptor protein 3
Exons: 12
Coding region: 1352-3148 (598 amino acids)
Biological process (GO): intracellular signal transduction; cell surface receptor protein tyrosine kinase signaling pathway
Cellular component (GO): plasma membrane
Molecular function (GO): receptor tyrosine kinase binding
Source: RefSeq, a predicted model, not a curated record